ACCUUUCUCCCUUCUCUAUUCUUCUUCUUGAUAAUGUCGCCUCCCACCUUCAUUCGUGUUACCUCUGCAUGUGCGGAUUUCACAUUGUGAAUGGCUGCUACCAAACACUGCAACUUCUCCUUUAUGGGUUUGGGGGUUUUUUUUUUCACUUCGUUCCUCCCCUAUGGAAUAAACAGUUUUUAGGGUGUCUUCGGUAUCCUUUCAUCUUUCCCCCGUCAAAAACUGUGAGGAUAGGUUGAUGAAACAAAGGGUUUUGUGGGAGGGAACAGAAUGGAAUCUCUGGAAAGGAAUUCUGUGGCAGAUGCGAGGUCGAAGAGGCGAGUGCUGAGAAGGCUCCAGGCUAAUUCAAGACGUAAGAUUUAUCCAUCCAAGAAUGGCAAUAACGGAGGCAGCUCCUCUGCCAAAACUCGAACAAGAAGUAGGGGAAAUUUGCCUACCAAGAGUACUACUAAUGACCAUCAUUAUCCUCCAGAUCAUGAUUAUGCCACCUUUUUGGAUGCCUUGGGUCUACGCCUUCCAACAGCAGCUAAUUCUGCCGACGGAAUUAUUGGCUGAGAUUGGUGGUGGCAGCAGCAUUAGAACAGAGGACAAUGGUGUGGGCAACAAUGAGGAUCCAGGCGCUAACAGUGGAUGUGACAUGUCUAUGGAUCGUCGCAAUGAUGCUGCUGGGUAUGCAGACGACUCUUUUCUCGGGGCAUGCUGCUCCAAUGAUAAAAAUGGGUUGAGUCGGAAGGAUGAUACUGGUGCUGAGACUACUGAUACUGGUUUCGAUGACAAGUCAGUAGAUAGCUUUCAUGUUGAUUCUGAGUUUGUUGAAGAACCCGAUGACAUUGGAGGCUCUGCGAAUGAUGAUAAUGUUGUUGAUAGGUCUUUUGACAAUGCACCUGCUGCCGAAGAAGUCGCAGACCAUUGGAACAAUGUGCAUUUCGAUCUGCCAGAUCGAGAUCAAACUGCUGCUGAUGAUAUCAUUGGAGCUUCUGAUCCUGCAUAUCUUAGGUUCUUAGAGAACCUGAGAGAAGAUGGGAAUUCAUACAAUAUUGAGCUCCCUGUGAGCAGUGGAGAGUCACUAUCUUUUGUUUAUGAAAAGCAAGAUGAUUCUCAUGGUCAAUGUGACGCCACUGAGACAAGAAAGAAUUCUGUACAGAGGAAGAAUGGAGAACCUGAAAUUUGUUUAGGGAAAGGGUGCAAUGAAACUCGCGAUCAAUGUGAUGCUGGCAAGGCAAGACAGACGUCUUCACAGAGUAAGAAUGGGGAAUCUGAGAUUUGUCUAGGGAAAGAUUGCAAUGAAACUCAAGGUCAUUGCCAGAUAAGAGAUGAAGCAGGUACUGAAUGUGAUCUGAGAGUUCCUAGUGGGAGCAACAAGAGUUCAUUGACGGGGAGGAAGUUCUCUUAUAAAACUAAAAAUGGGUUACGCAGUGGAUUUAGAAGAGAAGGGAAGUCCCAAAUGGAAGAGCUUUUGAAGAGAGAGAGCAAAAAGAAAGUGGACGAACGAUGUGAUCCAACUGUUGCUUCUGGCAGAGAUAGGAGGAGCUGUUCACCCAUGAAACCAAGGAUCGAAGAUGAGACAGGAGAUGCACCAGAAAGUGCAUGUAAGGUAGAAGCUCCAAUGCCAGCCAAGACAGGAGACACUAGAACGGGAAAAGUUAUGGCACCCAGUUUGGUGAGAGAUAGAGCAACUAAAACUAUACCUUGCCGAAGUGAACUGAAAAUGAAAUCUCAGAAGGAUGUGAGCGACAUGCAGAAUAGGAAAAGGAGACGUUUGAUUUCUGAAGAAACACAGAGAAAAGAGUCCUUGAAUCCUGUUCUCUGUGAAGAACCUGCAAAAACUAAAACGCCUUCAAACAAAAAUCUACAGUGCAGACCUAAAGUAGAGUUGGAUGACAUGCAGGAUAGGAAAAGAAGACAUUUCAUUUCUGAAGAAACACAGAGAAAAGAGUCCAUGAAUCCUGUUCCCUGUGAAGAACCUUCAGCAACUAAAAAGCCUUCAAACAAAAAUCAACAGUGCAGACCUAAAGUAGAGCGGGAUGACAUGAAGGAUAGGAAAAGAAGACGUUUGAUUUCUGAAGAAACACAGAGAAAAGAGUCCUUGAAUCCUGUUUCCCGUGAAGAACCUGCAACAACUAAAAUGCCUUCAAACAAAAACCAAAAGUGCAGACCUGAACUAGAUGGGGAUCAAAUUGACAAAUGCUAUGAGAUAUUUCUCCGUUCUCUGAAGAAGAAGCCAACGAAUGUUGAAUUUGUCCCUUCAGUUGGCGAAAAAGUGCUAUAUCACGACUAUCCCCUCAGCUGUCCCACUAGCCCAUCUGAUUCAGAUAUAUUGGAGAUUGAUGCUGCCACCUUUGCUAAUGAUGUCAACACUCCGUUCGUGCCAGCAAAGAACCAUGAAGUCAUUGAUCUUGAUUUGGAGCCUGAAGAAGGCCAUGGUGGGAAUCACUACAACUCUGUGUUCAGAGUGAAGCUUCUUGAGAAUUUAAGAAAGCCUUACGACCAGAGAGAGUACAAUGAGUUGUUGAAAGAAGUGUCUUGCAGGAAGCAAUUGGUGAAAGAUAGAGAACUCCGGCAUGGACGAACAGUGAAGAUAAAACUGAAAGCUGUUGGGCAAUCUUACCUUGAUAAAUAUACAGAUUUUGCAAGAAAGCUUCAGGAGAUAAAGCCUGAUUCGGAGUGCAAUCACCCCGUAAUGUUGAACUUGCUACGUGGGUUUGUCUAUUGGUUGGAGAAUUUACCCCUUCAUGGAUCUUUCAAGCCAUGGCUGGACGAGGCAUGUUUGAAAGUGCUGCCAAGUUGCAAGCGAGUUCCCUGUGAUUAGAGUGUUCAGACAUUUCCUUGCAAAGGGGGAAUCGAGACAGGUCAGCUUUUGGGUUAGAUGACUAACUAACUAUUUAAAAGACUCAUGUUGGCGGCAAACAAACUUUGUAACAUAUGUAUUGUAUAAUAUAUUGCCUGGUCUAACUCCAUAGUUCGUUGCCAUCACUGUACAUCUGGACUACUCCCCUUGUCAGCGUCGUUGAAUACGAUCCUGGGUUUCCCCAUGCUGAAGUUGAGCGUCUUUGCUCUCUAUGUUGUAUUUGAUCUCUCCAUCGUACAGCAGCUUCCUUAUGUAGUGCUCAAUGUCUGAACCGAUUAAUCGAAGUGUGUAUUCUGUCAACGGUGCUCCCUGGUUUCAACACAGAAUUGUCAGAAACUUGUUCGAUGGUAAAGACAGAUUGAUAGACAUUUUAAUUAUUUGGGGUUUAUGUCGGUUUGAAUUAUUUAGUUCAGGAUUAUUUUGGCUAUUGGGGAUAUUGUGGGGGAUUAAUAAUUUGGGGUAGUUAGUAGGUAAUUGUGUU
Linum tenue is the source of this 3329-nucleotide messenger RNA. The record is from the annotation of a GenBank genome assembly. Lineage: Eukaryota; Viridiplantae; Streptophyta; Magnoliopsida; Malpighiales; Linaceae.